Hippopotamus amphibius kiboko is the source of this 5784-nucleotide messenger RNA. It is a transcript of the gene PAFAH1B1, whose product is annotated as platelet activating factor acetylhydrolase 1b regulatory subunit 1. Gene Ontology annotation, molecular function: protein binding. The transcript has 12 exons. Bases 702 to 1934 code for a protein of 410 amino acids. Lineage: Eukaryota; Metazoa; Chordata; Mammalia; Artiodactyla; Hippopotamidae. The record is from RefSeq and is a predicted model, not a curated record.
CAGGGCGUUGGGCCAGCUCCUGUGACAGACGGAGCUGGAGCGGCGGGGCGGCGGCGGAGUCCGGCGGCCGAGAGAGCGAGUGAGCGAGCGAACGAGCAGCGACCCCGGGGUCCAGGGAGCGAGAAGGAGCAGGAGGGGAGCGCUCGGGCGCGAGCGAGAGAAACCGCGAGCGCGGGGCUUGAGCUCGAGCCCCGGAACGGCGGAGGAGCCCGCCCGCCCGCGCCCCUCCCCUCCCCCUCCCCGGGCCCGGGCCCAGCGCGCCAUCCUCCCCCUCCCUCCUUCCCUCCCUCCCUCCUUCCUCCCUUCCCUCUCCCUCUCCCCCUCCCCCGCCGGUGGAUGGGAGUGAAGGACGGAAGAGGCCCUGCGGAGGCGGCGGUGCAGCGCUCCGGACUCAUCAAAUCUCCCCACUAAAGACAGUUGAGAAAGAUGAUAUUUAAACUGAAUCUUGAAUGAAUAAUUGGAGUGGACAUGCGAGAAGGUCAUUUUAGGUAGAGGGAAGAGCAACAUAUACAGGUGGAAUGAACUUUAUUUGUUGAGUAUCUCCUGGUUACUCGUUGGAUUCAUUGUGAAAGAAUCAUUUUCCCCUGCGUGAAAGCCACUUAGUGGCAUAUUUAAUUAUAAAUCCAGGGAUUGCAAAGCUUUUCGAUUUCCCAAAGGAGGGACAUACCACUAUAUCAGAUAAGCUUGACAUUACAGCCAAAAUGGUGCUGUCCCAGAGACAACGAGAUGAACUAAAUCGAGCUAUAGCAGAUUAUCUUCGUUCAAAUGGCUAUGAAGAAGCAUAUUCAGUUUUUAAAAAGGAAGCUGAAUUAGAUAUGAAUGAGGAAUUAGAUAAGAAAUAUGCUGGUCUUCUGGAAAAAAAAUGGACAUCUGUUAUUAGAUUACAAAAGAAGGUUAUGGAAUUAGAAUCAAAGCUAAAUGAAGCAAAAGAAGAAUUUACGUCAGGUGGACCUCUUGGUCAAAAAAGAGACCCAAAAGAAUGGAUUCCCCGUCCACCAGAAAAAUAUGCAUUGAGUGGUCAUAGGAGUCCAGUCACUCGAGUCAUUUUCCAUCCUGUGUUCAGUGUUAUGGUCUCUGCUUCAGAGGAUGCUACAAUUAAGGUGUGGGAUUAUGAGACUGGAGAUUUUGAACGAACUCUUAAGGGGCAUACAGACUCUGUACAGGAUAUUUCAUUCGAUCACAGUGGCAAGCUUCUGGCUUCGUGUUCUGCAGAUAUGACCAUUAAACUAUGGGAUUUUCAGGGCUUUGAAUGCAUCAGAACCAUGCAUGGCCAUGACCACAAUGUUUCUUCAGUAGCCAUCAUGCCCAAUGGAGAUCAUAUAGUGUCCGCCUCAAGGGAUAAAACUAUAAAAAUGUGGGAAGUGCAAACUGGCUACUGUGUGAAGACAUUCACAGGACACAGAGAAUGGGUACGUAUGGUGCGGCCAAAUCAAGACGGCACUCUGAUAGCCAGCUGUUCCAAUGACCAGACUGUGCGCGUAUGGGUCGUAGCAACAAAGGAAUGCAAGGCUGAGCUUCGAGAACACGAGCAUGUGGUAGAAUGCAUUUCCUGGGCUCCAGAAAGCUCAUAUUCUUCCAUCUCUGAAGCAACAGGAUCUGAGACUAAAAAAAGUGGCAAGCCUGGGCCAUUUUUACUGUCUGGAUCCAGAGACAAGACUAUCAAGAUGUGGGACGUCAGUACUGGCAUGUGCCUUAUGACCCUUGUGGGUCAUGAUAACUGGGUACGUGGAGUUCUGUUCCAUUCUGGGGGGAAGUUUAUUUUGAGUUGCGCUGACGACAAGACCUUGCGUGUGUGGGACUACAAGAACAAGCGAUGCAUGAAGACCCUCAACGCGCACGAACACUUUGUCACCUCCUUGGAUUUCCAUAAGACGGCACCGUAUGUGGUUACUGGCAGUGUAGAUCAAACAGUAAAGGUGUGGGAGUGCCGUUGAUUGAGUCUCAUGUGGCCCCCUCCUCCCUUUUUUCCUCUGGAUGCACUCUGAUGAUACCAUGGUUACCCCAUUGAGCUCUGUUUAAAUAAAUAUUGUCCUUUCAUGUAAAUUAUUCUGGAUGUAGAUUGAGCUUAUUAAAUGUUACACACAAAGUAUUCAUGCAUGGUGAAUCCAAAUUGUAUACUGUAAAUUUACAUACGUUGUCUAGAAGUACCAUAGGGUUUAAAAACCUGGGCUGGCAUUGGUCACACCAGGCCUAAGAAGGCGGAAGUUGAAUACAUUGAACUAGGGCACUAAACUGAAUAGUUGACAGUGUCAUUUUAUGUUGGAUUAUGAAUUCCUGUUUCUUUCUGCUAUCUGUUGGUGCCUGACUUGAUGGCCUCAUUUGGGGGAAAGUGGUGGUUAUUAGGGCUUUCUCUGAAAUGUGUAUCUAUGUAACAUCACUUAAGUGUGCUUAAUAAAUCUUCUUUAAGGGUGUUAGAUAACAAGGCUGCAAUUCAGAAUCUUCUGAACCAUCUGUGUAAUUAUUGGGGAUUACACAUGGGAAUUUUUGUCAUGACACAUUUGCCAAAUCAAUAGGAUACAUUUGUUUUGGCAGCCUAUCAAGCAAAGGCUAGUGGUAUAUUUAUGUAAGAAAAUGACUGUAAAUCUGAAAUAAGAAAAAUCUCAGCAGCUAAUAACAAAUCAUUUAUUUCAUUUGGGUCUUAAUGCUUUGUAAACAGGUUAAAAAAACACUGUAAUACUCUAAGCUUCUAUUUUCCACACUAGACACACUUCUAGUUGUAUUCUCCAUACUAUUAGACUGUAUAGUGAUGUGACUUCCAAGUAGAGUUUAAUCUUCCCAUUGAGUGUGUCAUGGUACAAAUCACUAUUUGUUUUUGAUGUUUUUUAGGGAUGUGCAAUGUGCAUAACAUAAUAACAAAGAAAUAUUGAAAAGGUUAUGUUUGCCCAUUUUAAGGGAGUGGGAGAAAUACAGCAGUUUGUUUUUCAACAUGAAUCUGAUAUCAAUUUGAAUUGUUUAACUUACAAGUUUAUAAAAAGACAGGGUUUAAUGGAGCGUGCAUAAAAAUGUACUGUGUUUUCACCUUUUGUUUAUAUAUAAAUGUUUAUGAGUAUAUGGGCCUAUCUAUAAGUGGAUAAGUCUGUAUAUGUAUAUGUAUAUCACACACAUACAACCUCCAUGUCCUUGGGUCCUGGGUUUUUGAAGAAGUGCUGAAACAUAUAAAUAGAAUAAAUCUUGCUGUGGAAUACCAUGCUUUAGAACAAAUCCUUUUUGAUCCUAACGCUUCUGAAAACUAGGGCUGACUCUGUGGGCGUUUUCCCAGCUAAAGGAAAAUCACUUCCGUUAUCCCCCACCCCCAGUUUGGCUGUUGAGCAUUUUACACGUCCCUGAUAUAGUGUAUAUUGUGAUCCAAAGUUACUGCAAAUAGGUUUAAGAGAAUUUUUAUCUGUGACUUUGGAAACAAUAUUCCAUUGCAGAUUAUUAAUAAAUAAUCCCAUUGCUUAGCUAACCAGCAUUUUUUUUAAGAAGGUCAUUUGAAAAGUAAACAGGACAAUGAAAUAACAAAGAUAGUUUAACAAAGAAAUUUAUCCUGGAUAGCAUUUAUUCAUUUGUGUAAUAUGUGAUUUUUUUUUAAUAUUCCUUUUAGUAUUCGAUGGAAAUUUGGUUCCUGAAAAAGACAAAGGGUUGGAGUUAACGUCCUGUAGAUACACACACAGAGAAUAGGCCAUAUAUUUACUAGAAGCAGCUUUAUGUCUAGCUAGUGUCUUUUUGUUUGCUUGUUUGUUUCUAAUAAUUCCUGAGAGGUGUCUCUGGAAGGAAAAGUGUUUUGAAAACUAAUAGCUAUUUUUGAGGACAAAAGUUACAACUUAAGCUAAUUUCUUAAAUACAGUAGAAUAACUUUCAGGACAAUAUUGCCUCACAACCCUGCUCACAUUGAGAAGUCUUUUUUUGUUUCCCCUUAGCUGUUCUGACUGGAUUUUAUACAAAAGCUAUGGAAGAUAUCUUUGUUCUCGUUUGCUGCUAUUUCCUGUCCUAUUUUAAGAAAUAUAAAUACAUAGAAAUGGUGCAUCUUUAACAUUUGUUUGUUCAUGUGUAAAUGUCUUGUAUUUUAAUUCAUUUCUAGCAUGUAGCAACACGAAUUGUUUAAGGGUAAGCCACAACAUCUAGAAAUCACUCCUACAUAUGAACAAUAAAGGAAAAAAUGGUACCGAUUUAGGAGGAAACAAAGCUGCUGUCGCUGGGUUUUCCCUGCAGCCUGCAGUGACUUUCACUGACAAACAAGGAGAAACUAUCACCCUGUAAACAAAGUCAUCCUUAUUGGGAGAUUGCCACAGCCUGCUGCUUAGUUCAGUUACCAGACAUCCUCCAUUUACGAAGCAGCGAACGUUGAAUCUCAGGGAUGGUCCUCAACUGGAUCCAAGUGUAACAAGCCCUGUUUGAAUAAUGAAGGGGGUGGGGAGAGUGAUCCAUCCACAAUCCAGAAGCAGAUUUGCAGAGGUUUCCUGCACUGUUGUUUGACACUGCCCUGUUGAUGCCCUUUCUUCCUGCUUCCUGCGUUUUCUCUGUCUGCUGUCUAACCCUGUGCCUUGCCUGGGAAUAAGUACAAUGAUGAGGUUACUGGUUUGGAUUGUAAGUAGAGGAAUUUAUUAAUUGGUUUAGAGGUUCACUGCUGCUUUGUCACUUUCUCAAUCAGACUGGCCACUUAUUUAAGAAAUAAAAAGCUGGUAGAAUUGCAUCCUCAGAUGAUGACUGACCUUUUGUGUGUGUGAAGACAGACAUUCCAGUGCCACCCUAAUACAACGUGCCCAAGAAGUCCUAGCUGCACUCUUGAAAGUGUGUGCCACGGACACUGGUUUAGACAUGGUUUGGAGAAUAGUUGCUUUUUAACAUGGCAUCUUGCACUUUAGGAGACUGAGACUGUCCUGUUUUGUCCAUUGUGGUGUGACCAAUGGUGUGCCCAGAGCACUGCUCUAAAACUCACUAGUGUUAGCACGUCGUCGGGGCUGUGGGCGCUCGCUGUAGUCUUCGGAAGCUUUGGCUCUAGAUCACCAAGCCCAGUCUCCUUACUGUCAGUGCCCUGCUCUCCUGUUUGCCUCUUUCUGUUUCUAUGUGAACUUCCAGAUAAUAUCACUCGAAUAGUUUUUUUUAAACUUAUUUAAAGAAAAACUAUUUAGAAGUAAAGGAUAUUUUGUUUUGUUGACAGUGGUGGCUUGAUAAUCCUUAAGCAACUGAAGAUAAAAUUGUUGAAGGAAAAGGCACUUAAAAUGGUUACUCUCUGUCCAGCUGUAUAUAAGUCCAGUGUGUUAACUAAUCUAGAUGAUGCAAAGAAGAAUCUCCUGGUAGAGAAGCAACAUGUACAAAAUUGGUGCAAAAGGUUUUGGUUUUUUUUCAGUGGGGUGGGGGGAGGGCAAGCUGGAUUUACAAGUCACGACUGGACUGAACUGGCCUUUUUACCUUUCCACUAUAUCAUGUAAGUGGCUGCUUUCCUGUCCUGCCUAUCCUUCAAGCAUCCCUAAAGCUCACUCCGAAGAUGGUAGAAACAAACACACAAUCUUCGAGUUAGAAGUUGAUCCUGACACUGACAUGAAGGCGAACGCUGAUUUCACACAAACCAACAGUUACAGAGGUGGUGACUGGAGAAAACAGUUCCCCAGAUUGUAAGAGUUAACUGAAGAUAUUGACACAAUUUUAAAAAAUCAGUAAAGGAAUGUAUAUAAUAUUGCUCUUGUGUUUUACAGUAAGAUUUGUUGCUCUCAGACUGUGUAAAACAAGAUUUAUUCAUGUUUUCUGCAUAUUAAAAAAAUCUUAUUGUACCAAUUGGUAAACUAUUAAAUGCCUAUAAAACUA